AUGUUUUCCAACCAAUCCGUAAUCCCAAAGGAGCAGGUUCUGAUACACUCCAAUAAAAGGGAUGUCCUAAAACUGAUACAUGCCAAGAUUGGCAACAUGAUUGUUGAGCUCAAGAAGUGUUUAUCCUCUUCUCCUCUUUUGCAUGCCCUCCAAUUGGAACAGGUUCGUCAGGAAGCCGAGCGUCGAGUCGCCAAAAAUGAGGAGGAGUUCGAAGCGAUCCGUAAACACAGCCAGCGCAGACUCGAGUCUAUGCAAGUCAACCUGGAGGCCGAGGAGAAAGGCAAGGCAGAAGCUGUUCGAAUGAAGAAGAAACUUGAGCAAGAUAUCACCGGACUUGAGGUGGCCUGCGACAUCGCCAAUCGGGCUCGUGUUGAGCUGGAGAGGGGUGUAAAGAAAUACCAACAGCAGAUUCGUGAAUUGCAAACACAGCUGGAUGAUGAGCAUCGUAAUCGUGACGAUCAUCGUGAGACCAUUGCCACUGCCGAGCGUCGAAUCAACCUUCUUGAGGCCGAGGUUGAGGAAUUGCACUCCAGCCUCGAACAGUCGGAACACACUCGAAAGCUGGCCGAAGUAGAGCGCACCGAGGCCGUCGACAAGGCCAGUGAUUUGACGGCUCAGGCUGCUUCACUGUCCGGACAGAAGAGGAAACUUGAGGCCGACAUUGUUGCCAUGCAGGCUGAUCUCGAGGAGGCGUGCAUUGAGGCCCGACAAGCCGAGGAGUGCAGCAAACGAGCGAUGGCGGAUGCAGCACGAUUCAUGGAUCAAGUCCGUCAGGAGCAGGAACAUGCGAGGCAACAGGAGAAAGCGAGAAAGCAAAUGGAGCUCCAGAAUCGUGACCUGAUGGCCAACCUCGAAGAGGUCAAGUCGGGCGUCUCGAAGGACGGUAGGAAGAUGCUUCUGAAUCUGGAACAACGAGUGCGUGAUCUUGAGGCCGAACUGGCGACGGAGCAGCGCAAGCAGGCAGACACGCUGAAGGGUAUGCGCAAAAUGGAGCGCCGGCUCAAAGAGGUCUACAUGCAGGUCAGCAUUUUUACGUCUCAUUCUAUACAUCCGACCUGUUGGUCUGUCUGA
This is a messenger RNA of Protopolystoma xenopodis, 1071 nucleotides long. NCBI's taxonomy places the organism in Eukaryota, Metazoa, Platyhelminthes, Monogenea, Polystomatidea, Polystomatidae. The record is from the annotation of a GenBank genome assembly.